Molecule: messenger RNA, 982 nt
Organism: Brachypodium distachyon (stiff brome)
Lineage: Eukaryota; Viridiplantae; Streptophyta; Magnoliopsida; Poales; Poaceae
Product: probable glutathione peroxidase 4
Exons: 6
Coding region: 109-705 (198 amino acids)
Biological process (GO): response to oxidative stress
Molecular function (GO): glutathione peroxidase activity
Source: RefSeq, a predicted model, not a curated record
CACGCGGUAUUCGCCCCUCUUUCUCUUCCCCGUCUUAAGGAACACGAUAAAAAUCGACCAAGGAUUCGAAAGGGGCUUCCGCCGGCCGGGAAGCGAAGAGGGAGCGAGAUGGGUGCGACGGAAUCCGUGCCUGAGACCUCUGUACACGAAUUCACCGUCAAGGAUUGCAACGGCAAGGAGGUGUGUCUGGAGAUGUACAAGGGGAAGGUCCUCCUCAUCGUCAACGUCGCCUCCAAAUGCGGGUUUACAGAGACCAAUUACACGCAGCUGACAGAUCUUUAUCAGAAGCACAGGGAUAAAGACUUUGAAAUAUUAGCAUUCCCCUGCAACCAGUUCUUACGACAAGAGCCAGGCAGUGACCAGCAGAUAAAAGACUUUGCUUGCCAACGAUUCAAAGCUGAAUAUCCAGUUUUUCAGAAGGUGCGCGUAAAUGGCCCGGAUGCUGCACCACUUUACAAGUUUCUUAAAGCCAGCAAACCUGGUUUGUUUGGUUCAAGAAUCAAAUGGAACUUUACCAAGUUUCUUGUUGAUAAGAAUGGAAAAGUCAUCAACAGAUAUGCAACUGCAACCACUCCAUUUGCAUUUGAGAAAGAUAUCCUGAAGGCACUUGAGGAGGUUCCAAAUUUGCAGAAAGACACCCCGAAGGCAUCUGAGGAGGUCCCAGAUUUGCUGAAAGACACCCCGAAGGCACCCGAGUCGGAAUAGACCUCCCUCUCCCACUUGCAGUUAUGCACUCUGCAAAAGUACCCUCACUGUAAUAUUUAGAUAUCAAGUUUCCUGCCAGUAAUUUUUUUGUGAUAUUUCCCCUGAUUUCGUCCUUUGUGCUUAUUGUAUUUGCCAAUUUUGUUUUACGUAAGUAGAAGAUGAGUAGCCACCAUUUUAUUAGUACCGCUCUAUUAUUUUUACUUUGGGAAGGAACGUGAACAUAUGGAUAAACUGGAAGUAUAUACAGUUUAUGUAAGUUCAGUUUUUGUGCUCAUCA